AUAAAAGCCCUGCGGAGGACGAGGCUGUAGGUGCGGAACGGAGCGUUGUGCCAUCAAGUACAGGAGACUCUCGCGGAAGAUCGGCUGCAACGGUUCUUGAUCUCGUCUCUGCUGCGAAGUCUGUCGAUUUGUCAACGCCAACAUGAUGACCUUCCGCCCAACCGGUCUUUUAUUCCUGGCUCUUGCCUGUGUCAUUCUCGUCACGGUCCAUGACACGGAGGCGGCGCCGUCGUGCGGGCCGACCAGAACGCACGUCGACGAGUCCACCUGCAAGCACGGCACCGUGGAGGACUGGUGCCGCAACCGCGUCUGCGCCAAGGGCCCCGGCGAGGAGUGCGGCGGCGAGUGGGGCGAACUCGGCAAGUGCGGCGGCGGCAUGUACUGCUCGUGCGGCUUCUGCUCGGGCUGCAACACCAACCUGGAGUGCUGGUUCGGCCACUUCUGCUAGGGCUUCCGCCUCUGCCACAGCCCGGCCGCUUAUCCCUUCCCCGCUUCCUCCUUGGGCUCCCCUCGCUGCCCGGGGCCAAGGGCCGCCUCACCGUCGAGUUGAACGUGAGCGGGCCGCCUCGGGUCCCACUCGGGCCCUUCCAUCAAGCAGGAAUGGAAGGCCUCGUCAGGUCGCCCUCUAAAAACGGUCUCGGUGGCGACCUUCUCCCUACAGUACCUCGACCGCCGCCGGGAAGACGACCGCAGUUCACUUUUGUUCUGUAUUCUCUCACUUCUAUAUUGUUCUGUGAGAGGAGAACAUAAGUAAAUAGAUAUAUACAUACGUACAUAUGUUCCUAUAUUUGUGU
Penaeus chinensis is the source of this 794-nucleotide messenger RNA. Its product is annotated as neuroparsin-A-like. Lineage: Eukaryota; Metazoa; Arthropoda; Malacostraca; Decapoda; Penaeidae. The record is from RefSeq and is a predicted model, not a curated record. The coding region runs from base 143 to 448 and encodes 101 amino acids. The transcript has 4 exons.